Molecule: messenger RNA, 1050 nt
Organism: Coccidioides posadasii C735 delta SOWgp
Lineage: Eukaryota; Fungi; Ascomycota; Eurotiomycetes; Onygenales; Onygenaceae
Source: RefSeq, a predicted model, not a curated record
CGACGCGCCAACAUCAAGCAUGGACAUUGACAGCUUACUUGACUUGGAGGAGACCUUCUACGCCGAGGGGUACGAGCUCGGAUUUAAAGACGGAGAAGUCGCCGGCUACAACGAAGGAUGCGUAUUCGCGGUUGAAAAUGGAUUUGAAAAAUUUCAAGAGAUGGGAAGACUAUACGGCAAGGGAAUAAUUUGGGCGAAGCGAUUACCCGGGAAUCAUGGCUUGUUACACGCUUCCAAGAGCUUGAAUGGCGCUGCUGAGGGCGCUGAAGCAGUCUCCACGAAUACCCCUGAUCGUGAUGAUGUCCACCUCCCUGACCUACCUCCCAACCCCCGACUAGAGAAGCAUCUCGCGGCGUUUCUUUCCCUGGUGGAUCCUUUGACGCUUUCGAUGGAAAAUGCAGAAGAAGCGGUCGCUGAAUUCGACGAAAGGCUGAAAAAAGCAACUGCCAAAGCCAAAAUUAUAGAGAAGCUACUGGGGGAAACGAGUACAAGUUUGGGGCACGCGAGGCAGGGUGUCGGAUCUGAUAACAUUGAGGAUAUUGGAGCGCUUCCGCCGAGAAUAAUACAAGAAGACUGAGUCUCCUUUUCGCCAAUCUUUAUUCACGAGUGCCCUUGCAACCUUUGCCGGCCUUCCGGGUCUGCUCUUAAGACGUCGCUUGGAUGCAAAGUGGAAGACACACUUAACCGGCUGGCUAGAAUUACGAAUGGACCUACCAUUAUGCUCUUCGAGGGAAGUAUGCGCAGCCGCAAGGCCACUAAAGCAUUUCUGCCCGGGAAUGUGCAUGCGUAUAUGCAUAUUCCACCUGUGGCAAACAAGCAUAUACGGAAACGGAAUUCGGAAAAUUACGGGAAUUCUUACUCCUGAAGAAGUGGAGGGGUUCGAGUCUCGGGAAAUAUAGCACUAUGGGCAACUCUCUGACCGGUUGUUAAGUGGCUGAUGAUACUGUUGCGAGAAUCAUGCCCGCGACAGUACCGGUUGAAAGAUUGCUAUAACGGGCAAUCUGGUAACUUAGGGGUUUGUAUAGAGAUAGGUAACUAGAUAUAGAAACC